This is a messenger RNA of Cucurbita moschata (crookneck pumpkin), 1674 nucleotides long. Its product is annotated as protein MAK16 homolog. The transcript has 10 exons. Gene Ontology annotation, biological process: maturation of LSU-rRNA; maturation of 5.8S rRNA. NCBI's taxonomy places the organism in Eukaryota, Viridiplantae, Streptophyta, Magnoliopsida, Cucurbitales, Cucurbitaceae. Gene Ontology annotation, cellular component: preribosome, large subunit precursor; nucleolus. Bases 282 to 1172 code for a protein of 296 amino acids. The record is from RefSeq and is a predicted model, not a curated record.
UCAAUCUUUCUCUUUUCCUAAACCUAUUUUCGCGUUCUGCCAGUAUCAGCCACUGCACCACGCCCCGCCGCACGCCGUUCCCGCCCGACGCCGUCUCAGCGGCUGCUGCCGCACGCUGCACUCUCAGCUGAUGCAGUCUCAGCGUUCGGACUAAAUCUUCGCCGCCCCUCCCUCUCACACUCUCUCGCCUUUCCGAGCAAUCGGAUUUACUUAUCUCGGCCACUUUUCGCUGAAACACAGUGGUUCAGCCCCUGACCCGCGCCGUAGUUUUUUAGUCAAGAAUGCAGCACGACGAAGUAAUAUGGCAGGUCAUCCGCCACAAUCACUGCAGCUUCAUGGCCAAGAUUUCAACUGGGAACUUCUGUAGAAACCCUUAUAAUGUUACUGGGAUAUGUAAUCGGAGUUCAUGUCCUCUGGCUAACAGUCGCUAUGCUACUAUUCGUGACCAUGAUGGGGUUUUCUAUCUUUAUAUGAAAACAAUUGAAAGAGCUCAUAAGCCAAAUGAGUUGUGGGAAAGAGUUAAGUUGCCAAGAAAUUAUGAGAAGGCACUGGAAAUUAUAGAUAAACAUCUGAUGUACUGGCCUAAGAUACUUGUACACAAAACAAAGCAACGAUUGACUAAAAUGACCCAAAUGCGGAUACGAAUGAGGAAGCUUGCUUUGAAAACAAGGGAGAAGAUAAUGACUACGCCCAGAAAAGAGAUUAAAAGAGAAGCCAGGAGGGAGCAGAAGGCUGAGAAAGCAGCAUUGUUAGAUAAGAGCAUUGAAAAGGAACUACUGGAACGCCUUAAGAAAGGAGUGUAUGGUGAUAUAUACAACUAUCCUGUCGAAGCAUAUAAUGAAGUUCUUGAAAUGGAAGAAUUACAGGCUGCCAGUGAAGAGGAGGAGGAACCAGAAAUCGAAUAUGUUGAAGGGUAUGAAGAAUUAGAAGAAGAAGAAGAUAUGGAGGAUUUUGGCGGUCUUGCAAUUCAUAAUCCAGAAGCAGAUGAAGAUAGUGAUGGAAUAGAUGAAGACCUUGAAGAUAUAGACGUUCCUCACAAGAGAGGAAGAAAGGACUCUACUUCUUUGAGGAAGCUCGAGAAAGAUGCUCGUGCCAAACUGAAGAAGAAAGCGAGGGUUAUAGUUGAGGUUGAGCAUGAAGAUGCCGAUGAGCGCCAAACAACAGUCCACUAGAUGUUUUCAUUAGCUGCUAUUGUAGAGGAGGCUAAGGAGGUUCCAAGGAGAAAGGCUUUUGGAUAUGUUUUGUUCUCCUUCAGACUACAGAGCCUUGGUGGAGACAAGUAAGCUUUUUGUUAAUUGGAGUCUCCAGCUUCCAUAGAUUGUGACAUAUUCAAUUUUGCUGUCUCUGGGAAAUGCAUUAGGUCCCAAGGAAACACCCCAUUAUUCAGCAUUUUCCUUCUUAGAAGGCUAACCUACCACCUACCUACCAACCAAGGUUUCUCUCUGUUUAGGGCCACUUUUUGUUUUGGUUAUUGAAACAAACUUCAAAUUCUAACCUCAAUAGCUCAUCAAUGAGAAGGCCUUUGUAAUCUUAUUCAUAACUCUGAUCGGGUUGGCGUCUCCUGGUUUUGUAUUAUUUAUGGUGCACCAGGCUCCAGAAAUUUUUGCUGUUUUAAUCUUUGAUUCAAAGUUAUCAUCAAAUUUGAUGUUGAAUUCAUCAAUUUACAGUUCGUUA